Beta vulgaris subsp. vulgaris (sugar beet) is the source of this 1416-nucleotide messenger RNA. Its product is annotated as ATP synthase gamma chain, chloroplastic. Bases 175 to 1263 code for a protein of 362 amino acids. Gene Ontology annotation, biological process: proton motive force-driven ATP synthesis. Gene Ontology annotation, cellular component: chloroplast thylakoid membrane. The transcript has a single exon. NCBI's taxonomy places the organism in Eukaryota, Viridiplantae, Streptophyta, Magnoliopsida, Caryophyllales, Amaranthaceae. The record is from RefSeq and is a predicted model, not a curated record. Gene Ontology annotation, molecular function: proton-transporting ATP synthase activity, rotational mechanism.
CUUUCUUCCACAUCACAUUUUACACCCCAUCAACACUAAAACAUUACCAUCCUCACAACACCACCCUAGAUAAGAUUUCUAACUGAAAUCAACCACUUCUCUCUCUCCCCCCUACCUCCAUCUCCAUUCCUAGAGAGAGCUCCAACACCAAAAAAAAACAUAAACAUUACAACAAUGGCUUGCUCUCUCUCAUUCAGUUCAUCAGUAAGCAGCUUCCAACUCCCUACCACCACUCAAUCAACUCAAACACUCCCUACAAACGCCUCCAUCCCCGCCACAUGCCCGAUCCAAUGCGGUCUCCGAGAGCUCCGUGAGCGCAUUGGAUCAGUUAAAAACACUCAAAAGAUCACCGAAGCAAUGAAGCUAGUGGCAGCAGCUAAAGUGCGGCGUGCGCAAGAAGCAGUUGUUAACGGUCGUCCCUUCUCCGAAACACUCGUCGAAGUACUCUACAGCAUCAAUGAGCAGCUCCAAACAGAAGACGUCGAUGUUCCUCUUACAAAAAAUCGUCCUGUCAAGAAAGUUGCUCUUGUUGUCGUAACAGGUGAUCGAGGUCUUUGCGGAGGUUUUAACAAUGCUAUACUUAAAAAAGCAGAGCAAAGAAUCUCUGAACUCAAAGGUCUUGGGGUCGAGUAUACCGUCGUAAGUGUCGGUAAAAAGGGAAACUCUUACUUCCUUAGACGCCCAUAUAUCCCUGUUGAUCGGUACCUUGAUGGUACUAAUCUACCAACAGCAAAAGAUGCACAAGCUAUUGCUGAUGAUGUAUUCUCUCUGUUUAUAAGUGAAGAAGUUGACAAAGUUGAACUUCUUUACACAAAGUUUGUUUCUUUAGUGAAAUCAGACCCUGUAAUUCACACACUUCUGCCUUUAUCUCCUAAGGGAGAAAUCUGUGACAUCAAUGGAAAUUGUGUAGACGCAGCAGAAGAUGAAUUGUUUCGAUUGACGACUAAAGAGGGUAAAUUAACUGUUGAGAGAAAUGUUGUUAAAGCUGAGACACUAGCAUUUUCGCCUAUAUUGGAAUUUGAGCAAGACCCUGUUCAGAUAUUGGAUGCUCUAUUGCCAUUGUAUCUUAACAGUCAGAUUCUGAGGGCAUUGCAGGACUCCCUUGCUAGCGAGCUCGCCGCGAGGAUGACUGCCAUGAGUAAUGCUACUGAUAAUGCCAGUGAGUUGAAGAAAUCGCUAUCGAUGGUGUAUAAUAGAGCGCGUCAAGCUAAGAUUACUGGGGAGAUUUUGGAGAUUGUUGCUGGUGCUGAUGCUUUGGUCUGAGAAUAAGGAGUAUUUAUAUACUAGUACUAUAUCUUCUGUUUUUGUUUUCUCCUCCUUAUUACUUCUUUUUGGGAUGAAUUAUGGUUAUUGUUGGUAUAAAUAUGGAUAUUAUUACUUCUAUUAUAUAUGUAAUUUGAUGAUGAUUUUAAUGAA